AUGAUUCUGCUCAUCCUGAUGAUUCCGACGGCCGCUUCCGUCUUCCAUCAAUCGCAUCGCUUCUACAAUGAGACGGAAGCGCGUCAAGUGUUCGAUCUCGUCGCCGCCUCGUAUUCGCAACACGCCGAGGAGUGCGUGACGGCGCGAUUUCCCGACUCGCGCGUCAUCAAGAACAUCGAGUUGAAGUGCGACGUGUGGUUCGGCAGCAAAUGCGCCGCCUAUGUUGCCGUCACUGAAUCCCGACGUUUGAUGACUAUCGUGUUUCGCGGCACCACGACAACGAUUCAAUUAUUCUCGGAGCUAUCGUCAUUCUACUUCCAAUAUGAAUCAUUUGAUGAUAUUGGCGAGAUCAAUCACUACUUCAAAAAAGGCCAUGAAGCGCUCUGGCCGGCGAUCCAUUCAAUCCUCUCCGACGCCGCCUAUGAGGACUACGAUGUGCUGUUCACCGGCCACUCGUUGGGCGGCGCGUUGGCGGUGCUCGCCGCGGCGCGCGCCAUCCAUCGAGGCCUUCGCGAUCGUCAUCAAGUCAAAGUGUUGACGUUCGCCGAGCCGCGCGUCGGCAAUCUCAAAUUCGCGCGCAACUUCGAUCGGCUCGUCAAAUACAGUUUUCGGAUAGUCAACGGCGCCGACGCCAUCGUUCACGCGCCGCCCUGCCACAAAGACUACUCAUUUUUGCCGUCGUUCAAUUUGCCGUGCGAUCCGACGAGCGUCGAUGGUCCCUACCAUCAUAUGACCGAAGUAUGGUACCCGAAUGGCAUGAGCCAAGGUAGUCGAUAUAUUGUGUGCGACGGGUCGCCGCGCGGCGAGGAGCACGUCUGCUCCAACAGUCUCGCGACAACAUUUGCCAACGCCUCGAAAGCAAUCGCGGACCAUCGGAAAUAUUUCAACUUGAUGGUGUCGCAAUAUGGUCGCGCGGGAUGCAAUCCGAAAAAAGACUACGACGAGAGCCAAUCAUUUCUAAUACAAAUUGAGAGCGUGUUCAAAUAUUUGCAUAAAUUGUUCUAUUAG
Messenger RNA from Caenorhabditis bovis, 1008 nucleotides. Lineage: Eukaryota; Metazoa; Nematoda; Chromadorea; Rhabditida; Rhabditidae. The record is from the annotation of a GenBank genome assembly.